Scleropages formosus (Asian bonytongue) is the source of this 1079-nucleotide messenger RNA. RefSeq names its product matrix metallopeptidase-21-like. Gene Ontology annotation, molecular function: zinc ion binding; metalloendopeptidase activity. The transcript has 7 exons. Gene Ontology annotation, biological process: collagen catabolic process; extracellular matrix organization; proteolysis. Lineage: Eukaryota; Metazoa; Chordata; Actinopteri; Osteoglossiformes; Osteoglossidae. Gene Ontology annotation, cellular component: extracellular matrix. The coding region runs from base 158 to 1009 and encodes 283 amino acids. The record is from RefSeq and is a predicted model, not a curated record.
CUCACCUGCAGCGGAGCUCGACAUCAGAGUCGCGUUCGGCACGGGGCGACACCUUGGCUGCCCCUGGCUCUUCGAUGGGCUGGGGGGGGAGCUGGCGCACGUGGCCCGUCCGGGCGAGAUACACCUGGACGACGAUGAGCCCUACAGCGCACCCCCGAUGGAGCAAGGAGUCAACCUGCUGCAGGUGCUGCUACACGAGAUCGGACACGUCCUGGGACUGCCGCACCUGCCCUCCCCCGACUCGGUGAUGCACCCGCAGUAUCCCGCCAGCGGCGGCACUAUGGAGCUGAGCCUGCAGGACCGGACAGCCAUCCAGGAGCUGUACGGGCGCUGCGAGGGCUCCUUCGACACCGUCUUCGAUUGGGUCACCGUCGGCCACCAGGGGGAGUCGGCAGCCCGUUUCAACACCUACUUCCUGCGCGGAGACCAGUACUGGCUGUACGACAACAGCAGGGGGCGCCCACGAGCACGAGACCCCCGGAGGGUGGAGCAGGGGUGGGGCGGAUUGCCCGGCGGGGGGGUGGACGCCCACGUUCACGUUUGGACCCCCGACAUGGACGCAACGCUCUUCUUCAAAGGGACCCAGUACUGGCUGUACGACCGCGGGGCUCACCGCACCGUUACCCAGGAUCCCGAGGGACAGCGGUACCCACGCGGGAUCUCCGAAGGCUUCCCGGGGGUCACGGGGCCACUGGACACGGCAAUGUUUUCCCACCACACUGGGCUCAUCUAUUUCUUCAAGGGCCACCAGGUGUGGGGCUACAAUGUGACCAGGCAUGGGGUGCAGGAUGGCUUCCCCAAACAUCUGGAGGACAUGUUUCCAUCUUCACAGCCCAACGACCACCCCGCAGCCCACCUGGACGCUGCCUACUUCUCCUACUCUCACAGCACCCUGUUCCUCAUCAAAGGCCUCUUCUUCUGGGAGGUGUCCGGAGGGCCUUCCCACAAUGCACUGCUGCCCCGGAGGAGAGUGGCAGAGCAGUGGAAGGACCUGUGCGGCGUCCACUGAGGGACUCACAUCUGAAUGUGUAGAGUACUGGAUGGCAAACAUGCUGGUUUCUCUGGCUGGACGGUGGAGC